AUUUUAAUCCACAGUGGAAGCUCUAUGUUCAUAAUUCAUGCUGCUUCUCCCCAACCCUUGAAAAUCCCCUAAAUCUCUCCACCCACAAAUAAUUUGUUGGCUGCCUUUACACAUUUGAAAGCGAAGAACUUCAGAUCACGCUGCAUUACAGUCGCCACCAGUCACAUCUCAGACUCUCUGCAGGAUGCAAACCAGCGGAGACAAGAUGCUGUAUGGAUUCUUUAUAUUUUCUUUUGGGAUUUUCAUGGACGUGGGAUUAUGUACUGCAGUGCAAACAGAAUUGAGAAUCACAACUAUAAUGCAAGAGCCAUAUACAAUUUCCAAGGGCACACACCUGGAGGGCUUCUGCAUGGACCUGCUGUCUGAAGUGGCCAAGAGAGUGGGCUUCAAGUACAGAGUGCACCUGGUGAAAGACAGUUCAUACGGCCGGCAGGAUGACACCGGGAACUGGAAUGGCAUGAUUGGAGAGGUCGUGAGAGGGGAGGCGGAUCUUGCCAUUGCGCCGCUAACUCUCACUGCAGCUCGGGAGAGAGUUGUGGGCAUGACCAAACCGUUCAUGCAAACGGGAAUCAGCAUCCUACUAAGGAAGGACUUCUCAGAGGAAUCCGGCGUCUUUGAUUUCCUGACCCCCUUUACGGCCCAGACUUGGGUUGGCAUACUCAUCGCCUAUGUGGGGACCGCUGCGGCCAUCUUCAUAGUCGCCAGACUCAGCCCGUGUGAGUGGCGCCAGCCUCAAAGUGAGGAGAACAGAUUCAGCCUCCUCCACAGCCUGUGGUACACAGCUGGAGCUCUCACUCUGCAAGGUGCUGGUCCUCACCCCAAAGCUCUGUCAGGGCGCGUCAUUAGCUGCAGCUUGUGGCUGUUCACUAUCGUCCUCCUGGCUUCUUACUUCUCCAACCUCAGCUCGUUGAAGAGCCCUGAAUCCUCUCAGCUGAUGGUGAAAGGGUUCGAAGACUUGGCCAAUCAGGAUACAACUGAGUAUGGCUGCCUCGCUGGCUCAUCCACCCUUGCCUUCUUCAAGAAUUCAAACAACCCAGUGUAUCGCAGAAUCUAUGAACACAUGGAGAGAAGUAAAAGUUUUGUGUCGUCCAUGGAUGAGGGUGUCCGGCGUGUGAAAGAGGGCAACUACGCCUUCAUCGGAGAGUCUGUCUCUCUGGACUUGGCAGUAGCACGGUACUGUGACCUGGUUAGAGCUCAUGAAGUCAUUGGCAUGAGGGGCUACAGCAUUGCUACCACUAUUGGGUCUCCACUCAUAAAGAACCUCAGUGUGGCAAUCCUUCAGCUGAGUGAGGCUGGAGAGCUGGCUUAUCUGCAAAGCAAGUGGUGGGCCAGCAGCUGCACGGCAGACAGGGCCAAGUCUUCGGCUGUGCAGCUGCAUGACCUCAGAGGGAUGUUCCUGGUUCUUUCCCUGGGUGUAGGGCUGGGAGCGCUGCUGGCUGUUCUGGAGCUCACCUCCAAGAGUCGCAGAACUGCAGACGUGCAAAGGAAAUCCUGCUGCACUGUGCUGACUGAAGAACUGAGUCUGCGCUUGAGGUCCGCCGGUGCCAGCACAUCCUCCCAGGAAAACACUGACAUAAAUAAAGAAAAGGCAUAGAAGUGAUGUAGGAACUAGGAUCACUUUGUAAUAUCUGACAGAAACAUUAACAUAGUACUUUAUUUUUGAACGUUCUAACUUUUACAAAAAAAACCUCACACUUCAAUAAAAUAAUUAGUUUAUUGAUCAACACUUGACUUUAUCAAAUACAUACUACAGUUUGAAAAAAGCAAACAUUAUAGUGAAGAAAAUUGAGAAAAUUCUGAUUAACAAAAAGCAAUCAUGUAUUUUUUCACAGUUGGCAAUGGCAUUACAUGAUUUACAUUUUUGAUAUUAAUUUUUUAUUUUUAAAAAAUGAUUUCGACCCUGCGAUGGACUGGUGACCUGUCCAGGGUUUACCCCGCCUUUUCGCCCCAUGUCACUGGGAUUGGCUCCAGCUACUCCCCGACCCAUGUGGAAGGUUAGGCGACAAUGAAUGAAUGAAAAAUGAUUUUUGUCCCAUGAAUACAAAUAUGGAUUAUAAACACUACAGCCAGGCCUAAGACAACAAAUAAACAUGGUCUAACUGUGAA
Molecule: messenger RNA, 2106 nt
Organism: Solea solea (common sole)
Lineage: Eukaryota; Metazoa; Chordata; Actinopteri; Pleuronectiformes; Soleidae
Gene: grik6
Product: glutamate receptor U1
Exons: 10
Coding region: 185-1594 (469 amino acids)
Biological process (GO): synaptic transmission, glutamatergic; modulation of chemical synaptic transmission; monoatomic ion transport
Cellular component (GO): plasma membrane; postsynaptic membrane; dendritic spine
Molecular function (GO): AMPA glutamate receptor activity; transmitter-gated monoatomic ion channel activity involved in regulation of postsynaptic membrane potential
Source: RefSeq, a predicted model, not a curated record